This is a messenger RNA of Magallana angulata, 2115 nucleotides long. RefSeq lists its product as uncharacterized. NCBI's taxonomy places the organism in Eukaryota, Metazoa, Mollusca, Bivalvia, Ostreida, Ostreidae. The transcript has 2 exons. The coding region runs from base 1 to 1776 and encodes 591 amino acids. The record is from RefSeq and is a predicted model, not a curated record.
AUGCAGCAACCCACGAUCUCUCGCUCCACACGGCGUGGUGCCAUAGACACUACAUAUAGGCAUCAAAACCAGGAUCUUGAUAUCGUUCCAGCUUAUCUUCCAAAGCCAUCUUCCAGAGUUUGGAUUAUUCGAGAUCAAGAUGGCGUUCAAUAUGCAGGUCGUCAAGACAUGGUAGAUCUCAUUCAACAAAUGGAGAGGAAAUUACGUGGCAUACACACAUUUCCAAAAGCCUCCAGUUUGCCUCGUGAUCUUCAGGUUCGUCUUUAUAUGACCGAAAAACACGCACUUCAAGUUUUCCUCCAGUCGUUAACAGUUGAACAACUGAGACUUAUUCUUCAGAUGUUCAAAACAAGAUGUCUUAUAAGCGAAGAAAUUUACGAUUAUUGUUGUGAUUUGUUCCUUCUCAAACGAGACAUAACAAUAGAAAACUUUCAAUUCCUAAUUCAGCACCUGUUGAAUAGAUGUACUUAUGGAUUACCAUACAUUGUGUAUGUAAUGCACCACUUUGGCCACGUGGAGCUGGCUUAUCAGUUAUACAAUAUUUACCUCAAUCUCAAUAUAUCUCCAAUGAUUGUCCACAAAAUUGAUGCAUCGAGCAGAAAAAAAAUUCAAAAUUAUUUCGAGAUCAUGAAAACAAACAUUCAAUACAUGGUGUUCAAAGAUCCUUUUAAUUUUUUCAAAAAACUUUCUGUCCAUUUUAGGCAAAAGAUAGCAGACACACAUCCCUCAUCAACAAAGUUUGCUGUCUUGUGUGAUAAAUAUGUUGUGCUUUUAGCCCUCACAAUGGACACUCUGGUUAAUAAAACUAUUGAGAUCAGUCCAGAUGACCAAGUCUUUCAUGACAUGGAACGCUUUGCAGCCAUGACGUCAUGUCCGGAUCUGUCUCGAUGCAUGCUUUACGGUAGAAGGGCCGUUGUCUUGUCAUUCGCUAACAAAAAAGGGGAGGGCGAAGAACUGGUCAAAGAGGCCUUGGUCUGCGCACACAGAGUUUCUGCUUGUUUGGAAACUGUUGACCUGCUGUAUAAAAUCGUUCUUUUUCUUCGUGUUUGGUAUCAACAUUUUCCUCAGAUUACAACAAAUGCAAUUUACGGUCAUUAUAGAAUGGCAAUGCAGAUCUUAGAAAAUGAACCGGACGACCGCAGGGAAGUUUGGGCAAUGAAGUUUACAUUUCGUCUGUUGUGUUGUUUUUUGGGAUUGGGAAUGCACUGUCGUUUUAUCAAACAUUUUAACUGUACUAACAAUGUAAAAACAGAAUCGGAAAGACUUUUGAAAAAAUAUCAAUCUUCCGAAACUGGACUUCGUUUAAAAAUGUACUUUUCUAUAGCUAAAUCUAGAUUACAUCAUUUAAAGGGGGACACUGAUACAGCAUUGGAACAUAUACUUCUGGCAAAAGAGAUUGCAAUGAAAGGCAAAUAUGUUGAAUUGAAAACUAUUUUAGAGUCGGAACAAACUUUAUAUAUGUCUGACGCUGCGCCAUUGUUUGUGGAGGAAGAGAGCAGCGAUUCUGAGAAUAUUGUCAGUCUUUGUAUUCCAGAACCCAUCCAGCUUCCGAAUUCUUUUCAGAGUCCCAAAAAUCAGUCUGUAGAAUUGACAAAUUUUUCUAACCUACGCCCUUUGCCUGCCUCGGUCCCCAGCGGUGAAGGAACUAUUAACAGUGUGUCUGAAAACGCUAGAGACGAUGAACAGGAAGUAAAUACUAAUGAAGAGCCGCGAAGGUCCCACGACUUCUCUCAGGAAACUAUUCAUAUUAGGUCAUCAAAAAAUGAAUUUAAUUAAGAUAUAUAGAGAACUUUGUUGACAAAAUCUGUCUUUCUAAAGAAAGUCUCUGUUUCAUCCUAACUCAUCUUUCUUUUGUUAAAUUCGGGGUUCAAACAUGGAUUAAUUCUUUAUAUUUACAUUUUAAACUGUCUGUGAUAACAUUACAAAUCAAUUUUGAAGCCUAUAACCCAAUAAUUUCAUAUAAGAUGAGCAACCCAAAAUGGGUGUGUCUAAUAGCAUAACCGAAACACGUUAUUGGCUGCACCGCGUGGUAAAACAAAGAUUGUGCUACAUAAAAAAAGUAGUGAUUUUAAAUUGCUGCUUUAAACUGUAGAUAUUGGAAAUAAUAUAAAUAUA